UAUUGGGUCCGGGAUAACUCCAUUGAGUUCAUCUUGCUAUAGCUUCCCUUGCAAGGUUGUUAGGAGUCCAACUAUAUCUUCUGGAACAAGACCUGUGCCCAUACCCACCAUCCUCACUUUUUAUAAUGAAUUAACUAAUAUAUAUGGACCUUAAGCAUACAGAGACAAUUAUAGCGGAGACCAAGACCCUGGAAUUGAACAGAGGGUUAUAAAGAAUAAAGACUUCUUCAAGUCCCUCACUAUUCUUCUUUUGAGCCCAAUCUUCCCAUGAAAGAAACAAGAACAGUAUCUUCUUAGAACGUUACUCUUUGCCAAAGUCAGCAUCUGAGUCUCUAUAUAUAUAGAAGCGAUCAUGUCCCAAGAAGAGCAACCACUACUUACUGGAUACAGAGAGACCAUCAAAAGGAAGUGACAGCAUGAUGAGCAACUUGCCUGAUCCUAUUCUCCAAUCCUUCCAGUCUCUUUGGAUCUCUGCCACCAACAUAGACUUUGGCCCCGAAUUGGCAAGCAGUAGAACUCCCGAAGAAUUUGUGGCGACCAUCAACCAUGUUCUUCAAAACCAUAGAGGCAAAAAGCUCAAUAGGUUCCGUCUCUUCUUCUGCCCAUUCGAUAUGUUUCUACCUGAUAUUGAGAACUGGAUUGCAUUUGCUGUAUCAAAGGGAGUCGAAGAACUAGAGCUGGACUUAUCCAUGGGAUAUGACCCUUCGACUGGUGAAUUUACCAAUGGAGGUCACCCCCUUAAAUUGCCAGAGUUUCUAUUUAAAUGCAAAUCGCUUACCAAUCUGAGGUUGAGCCACUGUGACUUCUGUCCACCUCCGGACUUCCGUGGUCUUAAUGGCCUCCAGUCUCUGUCCCUUUCGUAUGUAAGCAUCACAGAUGAUAUGCUCCAUUUCAUGGUAGCCAAUUGCCCUCUACUUGACAGCUUGAGUCUCAAAAGCUGCCUGAAUCUCAAAUCGAUCAAGGUCUCCGGUCAAGACAUCCAAAUUCAGAGGUUAACUGUUACAGGAUGCUGGAAUGCAUGGGAAAUGGAGAUCUGUGCUCCAAGGCUUCGAUCUUUCGUUUACUAUGGGGAACAUAUCUUUGGAGAUUCAUCCCCUAACGUCCCAUCUCUGGAGGACGCCUUCAUCAGUUCAAUCGAUAUGGAAAGCUCAGAACCUGAACAUGACUACAUAAAGUUGUUAUCUGAUCUCUCACACGUUAAGAUCCUUACUGUCUGCACAGCAACACUAAUGUGUUUCACCAUAAUGUAUGAAUAUAUACCCGAAGACCUACCAGUCCUCUUACCAAACCUGCGAGAAUUGCAGCUGCUAAUAGAUUUACUCAGGAGCGAAGAGCUUGCUUACAUCUAUGGAUUUUUCCAGCUCUGCCAAACUCCGUUCAUUGAGAAACUCUUCAUUCAACUCCCCAAAAGACCUGAAGAUCCAAAAGAUACAAGAUAUGUGCAGGAGCCAUCAGAUGUUACUUUUAACCAUCUCAAGGCUAUCAAACUAAGCAACUUUAAAGGGGGCAUGAGCGAAAUGAGAUUGGUGAGGUUUCUACUGGAGAGGGCGGUUGCUUUAGAGACUAUGGUAUUGGUCACCCCUCCGAAGGUUGAUCUAAAGGGAAGCAUCAAUCAUGAGCAAAAUCAUUCAGCAUCAGAAACCACAUCUCAAAACAACGUAGACUCGAUUUUUCUACGUGGGCAGCUGUCAUUGCUGCCAAAGACAUCAAGAGCCAAUGUAGUGCUAUGUGGAUAUUUGGAGGAUGAUAAGGCUUUAACUCCAAAGCAUACAGAAUACUUCACAGACUUCUAG
Messenger RNA from Phoenix dactylifera (date palm), 1793 nucleotides. The record is from RefSeq and is a predicted model, not a curated record. Lineage: Eukaryota; Viridiplantae; Streptophyta; Magnoliopsida; Arecales; Arecaceae.